AGCCACAAGAAAAAAAAAGUCAGCCGUGGAUUGAAGAAUCUUUAUGAAUCAUCACACUUUUGGCUCUGUCGGUAGCGAAAAUUUCUUGAUUCGUCUUCCCUUGAACUACUACAGAAAAAAUCAUGGCUUGCACUUUCCAUCCGAAUGCCAUAACUUUGUUCCGACACAUCUGCACUGCAAGUACUAAUAUUAACUCGAAUCUAUUUUGAAAAUGAAAAUUAUUGGUGCAACAAUCGUCGCUUCUGCCUUCGUUAGCGCAAGCGCAUUCACAUCCACUUCCACCAUUGGGCGCCCUGAUCUCUCUCUCAAUGCUUCUGCCAUCGCCAAAACCAGAAAGCAGAUCGCCGGUCUCACGAAAGACAACUUCGAAUCGACUCUCAAGGAAGUCGAACCGUUCCUCCUGAACGAUGCGGGUGCCUCUUUCUACGCAAAGAGCGUGAAGCGCAUCGGAGCACAAGCGAAGGCGCUCGGAGUCGAAGUCCCCGCCGACUUCGCCAAGGAUGCCAAGGCCACUAAGAAGCGCAGGGAGAGACAAGAUGCCUACGUCAAGGCCAAGAUCGCCGAAGCCGCCGACGCCGUAGAAGAGGAACCCGCCGAGGAAGCUGCUGCCGAGGAAGGCGAAGCAUCCGAGUAGAGAAAAGACGAACACGAUGUAACAUAGCCAGCUAAAUGAAAUAAAAUACAACUG
Molecule: messenger RNA, 688 nt
Organism: Pseudo-nitzschia multistriata
Lineage: Eukaryota; Bacillariophyta; Bacillariophyceae; Bacillariales; Bacillariaceae
Source: the annotation of a GenBank genome assembly